Molecule: messenger RNA, 1017 nt
Organism: Neoarthrinium moseri
Lineage: Eukaryota; Fungi; Ascomycota; Sordariomycetes; Amphisphaeriales; Apiosporaceae
Exons: 2
Coding region: 1-1017 (338 amino acids)
Source: RefSeq, a predicted model, not a curated record
AUGCCUCGUCAGCCGGUGGUGGGGCUCCCUGUUCCUUGGGAAGUGCUUUGCGUAGAGGUACUCGUUGACACUGUUUGUGAAGCAGUGCUUCUGGACCCUACAGAUGAGACCGUACUUGAUGAGGAUGAUGACGAUGCUGACGAGCCAGUCGAGCUCGUUUCACUGGUUGUAUUUCCCGUCGGUCCUGUGGAUGAAGGAUGGUCCGCUGAGUUAGAAGAUGUGCCGCUUGGUCCCGACGAUGAGUUUGUACUUGAUGACAAUAAAGACGACGAUGAGCCAGUCGUGCUCAUUCCAUUGCCUGUGGUUCCUGUGGAUGAAGGGUGGCUCGCAGAGCUAGAGGAUGUGCCGUUGGACCCUCCGGAUGACAUUGUACUUGACAAUGACAACGACGACGUUGAUGAGCCAGUCGAGCUCAUUUCACUGUUUGCGGUUGCGCUGGUGGACACGUUCGAUGAGGUUAUACUUGAUGACGAUGAUGAUGGUGACGAUGACGACGACGACGACGACGACGACGGGCUAGUGGUUUUGGUUCCAUUGCCUGUGGUUCCCGUGGAUCCCGUGGAUGAAGGCUGGCCCGCCGAGGUAGAGGACGUACUGCUGCUGUCCUCGCUAGUAUAUGAGGUGGUCAAACUGCUACUUCUCAUUGUGCUUGUCGACGUGGCGCUGGAUCCCGAGGCUGUAGUUACUGUACUUGUUAUAGUGCUGCUUGCCCUGGUACUGCUUGUCAUGGUACUGCUUAUCACGGUGCUUGUAGAUGCGAUACUUGAUCCAGAGGUCGUAGGCAGCGUGCUAGUCAUCCCACUGUUCGAACCUUGGUAUGUUGUUCCGGAAGAGCUUCCUGAUGAGGUCUCAUCUUUGCUACUCGAUUUUGCCACGGUGUUCUGGGACUGUGUUUGGAUCUGCGACGACGGCUCCGCUGCACUGGACUGUCGGCUGGUGCCCGCAGAGGAGAAGCUUGAGCUUGAAGUGGCUCCAGAGGAGUGCGUCAAGCCGCUUGUACUGCUGGUUGGGGUGUAG